CAGCACUUUCCUGCACAGAAGACCGAUACCAGGGUUACCCCGCCCACCUAUGUGGUCAUACUGUGUCCAAAGUGUCAAUGAGCAAAUGAGUCUGGACAGCGGAGAGGGGGUUAUCAGAGCACACUGGGAAGUGAGCAGAACUUCUCCGAGACAAGACAUCAAUGAAAACAGAAAGAAAGGUAUCAAAGUGUCUCCAUUAAAUGCGCGUUUUGAUUUAAAAACUGUAAAAAGUGAUGUCUUAAUCUCGACGUUAAAGUGUGACCCGGACAAAGUCGUGCGUAAAAGUUCAUUUUUCCUUCAAAAGUCAUGCGCAGCUUCUCCGAGCCGUGCGUCCCCGGCAGGGUACCACACGCCUUUCCAUCAAGAGCAGGAGAUGCGACCCUUCACUCGGACAUUUACACAGGACCCUCGCUGUUCUUGUCCUCACGGGGAUCCUCGGAUCUCAGUGUGAUAGCAGACCCGAUGAGUCACAAGUCGCCACCAGGGCAGACUCCGGCUCUGCGCAGGCCUGACAAAACUUUGGAGGGAGAUGAAAUGUCAGAAGAUGAGCCCAAAGUUUAUCUGGAAGACAGCGACCUUUGGAGACAGUUCCAUAGCUGUGGGACGGAAAUGGUCAUAACUAAAUCUGGGAGGCGCAUGUUCCCGCCGCUCAGAGCCAGGUGCACAGCGAUGGACAGGAAAGCCAAAUAUAUUCUUCUGAUGGACAUCGUGGCAGCUGAUGACUGCAGAUACAAGUUUCAUAACUCCCGCUGGAUGGUGGCAGGGAAGGCGGAUCCUGAGAUGCCCAAGCGCAUGUACAUCCACCCGGACAGCCCGGCCACGGGCGAGCAGUGGAUGUCCAAAGUGGUCAACUUUCACAAACUGAAACUGACCAACAACAUAUCUGACAAGCAUGGGUUUACAAUUCUCAACUCGAUGCACAAAUACCAGCCAAGGUUUCAUGUAGUGAAGGCAAAUGACAUCCUGAAACUGCCCUACAGCACCUUCAGGACAUACGUCUUCUCUGAGACUGAGUUCAUCGCUGUAACAGCUUAUCAAAAUGAUAUGAUCACGCAGCUGAAAAUAGACAACAAUCCUUUCGCGAAGGGAUUCAGAGACACGGGCAAUGGAAGGAGAGAAAAGAGGAAACUACAACAUUCACCGAUAAAGUCAGAAGAGAUGCUGAUGACUGACGGGGUUUCCAAACCUGUACUGGACUCACCUUCACACUGUUACGACUCCAAAUCCUCAGAUUCUCAUGAAAGUGUUGUUGACAAAGACAGUCCUGAACAACAGGUGCUCCAAACCCACCAGGAAACAAGACCCACGUCGAAGGUUUCACACGCAGGAAGAGCGGCGCAAAGUCACUUCAACACAGAGACAGAAACGGACCCCCCUACACUAACUGAUGCAGGGGAGCCACAAGACUCCGUACAGGAUCAAUACCUCAAAUUAUCCAGCGGUUUAUCCCAAAGCUGUGUUUAUCCACUGGAAUCACACAGACACCUGCAGGAUCAGAGUUCCCCCAAGAGCCUUCUCCACUCUGCUCAGGUGAACUCCUGGAACAGCUGUGCUGCCAUUGACAAAGCACUGUUGUGUGGACUGAGCCUGACAGCACCUGUAAGGAGUCCUGGGUCUCUGGGGUUUCCCUUCAGCCUUCCACACCAUCGUGUGGUCCAGGACCUGAUGAGAUUUUCACAGUUUGAAGGCUUCCUGUUGUAUCCCUACUCGAGCUUUGCUGCAGCAUCAUCACCGUACCUCGCCCCACCUGUGCAGACCGGCCUGGAAUUCAGAGCCUGCUCAGGUGUCCACAGCAGGGAUUGCUUCACCUCUCCUGUGAUAUCUUCUGUUCCUUCGGUGGCUGGUGUUGGAUUGAAAUAUUUCUCCCCUGAUUUGCUGAUUUUACCCAAAGCAGACCAAAAGAAUACAGUGAACCAAGCUGACGCAGACUGCAGUAAGAAAGAGUGAAAUAGUGGCUUAUGACUGCUGCCUUAAAGUGCUGCAUGUAGUCUGCUGUCUCACCUACAGACUGUGAAGGCUGUUCUUCAGAGAGAAUGACACAAAGUUAAUGAAAAGUCUUAUUUAUCUGCAACGCAUUGCGUACAUGACUGAGGACUGAAUCACUCUGGUGCAAAGAGCUUUUUAUUUAAAUCCACGAAACAAAGUUAGGAAUUGUGAUUAAGCUAAAAUGAUACCAAGCUUGGUAAAUAAUGAGGGCGCUAAACAAUGCCUCAGACAAUAUCUUAUCAUUGAAGCCAGAAACAGAAAACACUAAGAUGUGUGAUUUCUGAAAGAAGUGAAUUGUGUAAAUAAAACCUUCAUCUUUU
Notolabrus celidotus (New Zealand spotty) is the source of this 2306-nucleotide messenger RNA. Its product is annotated as T-box transcription factor TBX3-like. Gene Ontology annotation, cellular component: nucleus. Lineage: Eukaryota; Metazoa; Chordata; Actinopteri; Labriformes; Labridae. Gene Ontology annotation, biological process: cell fate specification; regulation of transcription by RNA polymerase II; positive regulation of DNA-templated transcription. The record is from RefSeq and is a predicted model, not a curated record. The transcript is spliced from 7 exons. Gene Ontology annotation, molecular function: DNA-binding transcription factor activity, RNA polymerase II-specific; RNA polymerase II cis-regulatory region sequence-specific DNA binding. The coding region runs from base 307 to 1947 and encodes 546 amino acids.